UCCUCGAGUCUCAUCUAACGCGACCCCUCCGUGUCUUCCCUUUUCUUCCAUCUUUGAACCCAUACCCUUACCACGAACUCUUCUAGACCCGUCACCUAAUAACAUAAGAUGUGAUCGUGGAGUACUGUAACUCGCUUUUCCUUGUUUUAGGUCCACAAUUCCGCGAGAGAAAGCAUCGCUUCAGCGCGCCCAAAGGUUGCAUGUGCAACUGUAUGUCAACAUGUUUAAAGUUAAGAAAUGCACUGAUAGCACCUCUACUGGAUAUGCAGCCACAAAAGUGCAUGUGAAGUUUUGUGUCACCACAUAAUCAGUAUAAUCACAUAUUGAGACUGCAAGUUCAGUAACACCAUAUUUAAGUCCAUGGAGGCGUUACUCGAGGUGGUCAGAUAACAACACCCACAGGCACAGCUUCAUAUGCUUUGAAAUAGUACUUUCUUGGAGAUACAAAACAGCUACAACUUCAAUAUUAAGAUGUGGCAUAGAUGAAGCAUAGUUGUAUAUGCACAUUCUUCGAAAUUCUUUUACUGCCCACAACGAGUAGUGAAACUUACUGAUGUUAGAACCUAGAGGUUCUCACCGACCGACAAUCAUUUAUAGACCGAUACAACCUUCAGAUCUUGAAGUUCUUGAGCAGAUUCAUCUUGCUUUAUUUCCUAUAAGGUAUGAAAGAGAUUUCUUCCUCAAUGUUGUGCAUGGCCAUGGAAUAGUAUCGUGGGCUGCUGUCGAUGGACAAAAUGAUGAACUUGUUGGAUUUAUCACUACACGUCUUAUCUCAGCGAGAGAAAGCGAGAUUGCAGAUUUGCUUAGGCAUAGAUCUUCAAGGAAAGAACUAAUGCUAGUCUAUAUCUUGACGCUAGGUGUUGUAGAGCAUUAUAGAAACUAUGGGAUAGCUACUUCACUUGUUCGUGAGGUAAUCAAAUAUGCUUCAAGCAUCACAAACUGUAGAGCAGUGUAUUUGCAUGUCAUUUCUUACAACCUGCCAGCCAUAAAGUUCUACAGGAAGAUGUUAUUUAAGUUUAUAAGACGGUUGCAAAACUUCUACUACAUCAACAGCCAGCAUUAUGAUUCAUAUUUGUUUGUUUGCUUUGUGAAUGGCAGCCAUUCUCCCUGCUCCCCAUUGAACAUUGUUGCAGCAGUGGCAAAUUACCUUAGGGGCCUUCUCAAAAUGCUGGCUUCCAAGCUAUGGAGGAACGAGGAAACACAUAUUCCUGUAUGGUCCAAAUGUAGCGAAACAAAGACCCUUUUAGUGACUCCAAACAAGAGGUUCCUUGGUGCAGAGAAUUCUGCAUGUCGAGUCUGUACUUCACAACUUACGUAACUGCACAUCUGAGUAACAUUCAUGUUUCAUAGUCAUUCACACCGUUGUAAUAUCUUUUCUUUAAAAAUUUCAGUAAACUAUAUUAAUUUUUUUGUCACCAAAUUUCAUUGUUUACAUUUAAGAAUAGCCUUCCUCAUUGAAGCUUUCCUAGUGGAUUAGAUGUGA
Messenger RNA from Musa acuminata AAA Group (dessert banana), 1483 nucleotides. RefSeq names its product histone acetyltransferase MCC1-like. Gene Ontology annotation, molecular function: protein-N-terminal amino-acid acetyltransferase activity; histone acetyltransferase activity. Gene Ontology annotation, cellular component: Golgi membrane. Bases 554 to 1318 code for a protein of 254 amino acids. The record is from RefSeq and is a predicted model, not a curated record. Gene Ontology annotation, biological process: N-terminal peptidyl-methionine acetylation. NCBI's taxonomy places the organism in Eukaryota, Viridiplantae, Streptophyta, Magnoliopsida, Zingiberales, Musaceae. The transcript is spliced from 7 exons.